Messenger RNA from Vicugna pacos (alpaca), 1546 nucleotides. It is a transcript of the gene TMEM129, whose product is annotated as transmembrane protein 129, E3 ubiquitin ligase. NCBI's taxonomy places the organism in Eukaryota, Metazoa, Chordata, Mammalia, Artiodactyla, Camelidae. Gene Ontology annotation, biological process: protein ubiquitination. The record is from RefSeq and is a predicted model, not a curated record. Gene Ontology annotation, molecular function: ubiquitin protein ligase activity. Gene Ontology annotation, cellular component: membrane; endoplasmic reticulum.
UGCCGGGUGUCGGGCACGGGAACUCCAUUUCCCAAAGUGCCCCGCGGGACCCUAGCUCCCAGAGCGCCGCGCGAGUGGUCUGAGAGUGGGGACUCCACUUCCCAGAGUGCCCCGCGCUGCCCGGCGCUUACCGGACCCGGACGCUGGGGCCUGCUCCGGGCGUCCGGGCAGCGGGUUUCGCCCGGAAGGCGGGUUUCUCCCGGACGGCUUCCCGGUGGGGACGGCGGCGCGAUGGACAGCCCCGAGGUUACGUUCACGCUGGCCUACCUGGUAUUUGCCGUGUGCUUCGUGUUCACUCCCACCGAGUUCCACUCGGCCGGGCUCACGGUGCAGAACCUGCUGUCGGGCUGGCUGGGCAGCGAGGACGCUGCCUUCGUGCCCUACCACCUGCGCCGCACGGCCGCCACGCUGCUGUGCCACUCGCUGCUGCCGCUCGGCUACUACGUGGGCAUGUGCUUCGCAGCCUCAGAAAAGCGGCUCUACUUUCCCAGCCAGGCCCCGGAGAUCUGGCGGGUCUUCCUCCUGCUGGCGGUGCUGCUGCCCACCAUUGCCUGCACCCUUAUCUACUACUGGUCCCGGGACCAGUGGGCCCACCACCCCCUGGCCCGCACCCUGGCCCUCUAUGCCCUCCCACAGUCAGGCUGGCGAGCUGUCGCUUCCUCCGUGAACACUGAGUUCCGGAGGAUUGACAAAUUUGCUACGGGGGCUCCGGGUGCCCGGGUGAUUGUGACGGACACAUGGGUGAUGAAGGUGACCACGUACCGUGUGCACGUGGCCCAGCAGCAGGAUGUGCACCUGACUGUGACGGAAUCCCAGCAGCAUGACCUCUCGCCAGACUCGAAUCUACCUGUGCAGCUGCUUACCAUCCGCGUAGCCAGCGCCAGCCCUGCUGUGCAGGCCUUCGACAUCCGGCUGAACUCCACGGAGUACGGUGAGCUGUGUGAGAAACUCCGGGCACCCAUCCGCAGCGCGGCCAACGUUGUCAUCCACCAGAGCCUGGGCGACCUGUUCCUGGAGACAUUUGCCUCCCUGGUGGAGGUCAACCCGGCCUACUCAGUCCCCAGCAGCCAGGACCUGGAGGCGUGCAUCGGCUGCAUGCAGACACGUGCCAGCGUGAAGCUGGUGAAGACCUGCCAGGAGGCGGCGGAGGGCGAAUGCCAACAGUGCUACUGCCGCCCCAUGUGGUGUCUCACCUGCAUGGGCAAGUGGUUCGCCAGCCGCCAGGAUCCGCAGCGCCCGGACACCUGGCUGGCCAGCCGAGUGCCCUGCCCCACCUGCCGUGCGCGCUUCUGCAUCUUGGAUGUGUGCGCUGUGCGCUAAGCCUGUCGGCCUUUCUGGGGACACCACAGGCUCUCUUUUCCCAGCGUAGCAACUCACCUGCUCCCCGAAGCUGCAGAGGGACCAGGGCUUUUGUUUUAAAAAGAAGUUUCCUGCUGCAGUUCUGUCUGCGGCAGUGGGACUGGUCUUCACUGCCUCUGCCUCCACUCUCCGUUCCUCUGGGUAGGGGAAGGUGCUGGACACAGGACGUGCUAUCGGUUCCAUCUCC